Seriola dumerili (greater amberjack) is the source of this 2628-nucleotide messenger RNA. RefSeq names its product arrestin domain-containing protein 3-like. Gene Ontology annotation, biological process: protein transport. NCBI's taxonomy places the organism in Eukaryota, Metazoa, Chordata, Actinopteri, Carangiformes, Carangidae. The record is from RefSeq and is a predicted model, not a curated record. The coding region runs from base 245 to 1492 and encodes 415 amino acids. The transcript has 8 exons. Gene Ontology annotation, cellular component: cytoplasm.
GAGCGGAGAGACGCGCAGGGCAGGCACAGCAGGAGGAGAGCUGAGCGGAGAGCUGAGAGCCGACCAUCAGCUGUGCGUCUCUACCAGAUGAACCAUCAGACAUAGCCGCAGACCCGGCUCUGUGCUGGGCACCCGGAGCUAGGCGCAUGAGUUUGUGCCACAAGGCUCUACUCACAACAUCUCCUCCAUAGACUCUAUUUGUUUUCUUUCCUUGUUUUUUUUUUCUCAUCAUUUCAUUGCCAUCAUGGUACUGGCCAAAGUGAGGGCAUUGGCGAUCUACUUUGACAGCUUGAAUGAGAGCAACCUGCCGGUGUUCUCCGGCGGGGAGCUGGUGUCAGGCAGGGUAGUCGUGGAGGUUACCGGGGAUGUGCGGGUGAAAAGUCUGGACAUUGCCGCGAGAGGAGUCGCCAAGGUCCGGUGGACGGAGUCCAGGAACACGGGAGCCAACACGGCGUACACUCAGAACUACACUGAGGAGGUGGAAUACCUGCACCAUUACGACACCUUGAUUGGAGAGGAGAGAGACGAGGACUGUCCAGAGGAAGGUCUGACGGUUCUGCACGCCGGCGUACACGAGUUUGCUUUCAGCUUCAACCUGCCUCAGAUGGCGCUGGCCACGUCCUUCGAGGGGAAGCACGGCAGCGUGAGGUACUGGGUGAAAGCUGAACUGCACCGUCCAUGGCUUCGCCCAGUCAAAGCGAAGAAAGAGUUCAUUGUGUUUGAACACAUCGACAUCAACACACCACUGCUGCUGGCCUCUCAGGCUGGUACGAAGGAGAAGACCCUGUGCUGCUGGUUCUGUGCCUCAGGCCCGAUCUCCCUCAGUACCAAGAUCGAGAGAAAGGGCUACACACCAGGCGAGUCCAUCCAAAUCUUCGCCGAGGUGGAGAACUGCUCGUCCCGGGUCGUGGUGCCCAAGGCUGCGCUGUACCAGACCCAGACCUUCUUCGCCAAAGGCAAGGGCAAGCAGAUCCAGCAGCUGGUCUCCAACCUGCGAGGAGACCCCCUGCCACAGGGGAAGAGCCAGAGCUGGGAGGGAAAGCUGCUCAAAAUACCUCCGGUGUCCCCCUCCAUCCUGGACUGCCCCAUCAUCAGGGUGGAGUACGCCCUCGUGGUGUAUGUUGACGUUCCUGGCGGAUUGAACUUGUCUGUCUCGUUGCCGUUGGUGAUCGGGACCAUACCUCUCCAUGCCAGCACCACCCGCACCUCCAGCAUCAGCAGCAACUGCAGCACUUUGAGCUGGCUCGGCCUGUCUGGGAGACCUGAGGCGCCACCGAGCUACAGCGAUCUGGCAAUAUCAGAGUCUCACAGGCGGGAUUGUCUGCAGGGCUGUGAUAGGUCUGACGAGGAGGGAGAGGACCUGCUAACGUAUAUCACAGAGUUCAGAUAUCUUCCCCCGCCACUCUACUCUGAGGUCGACCCUUACCCCGACCCCGUGGAGGUGUGUGGCACCACGGAUGUCAGGAGACCCGACACGUGUCCGUCCCGCUGAGGAGAGCCCCCAGAGGGCUGCUGCAAAAAAAACAAGACGCCGUCGUCACCCUCAGCUCCCGGGCCCACAUGGCCAGCUUCUCACCAGAUUAUGUAUCACCAUAGAUAAGGCCAGACCCUCCGUGACCUGGGAGCGUCAGCUGAGAGAGUAUUAGGUGACCAUUGACAUAUGGACCAGGGAUUUUGAGCCAUGCUGGAUCUUCCAUAUCCUGUGCUCAAGACGAGGCAAAAAAAAAGAAAAAAAAAAAGAAAAAAAAAAGUUCUGACGCCACUGUCUGACGGUCAGAAGACGCCUCCUCCUGCCUCACAGUGAAUUUUGCACAUACCGUACUUACUGUUUUUCUACCUGUGGUUUUAUAUACUGCAGUUUCCCGCAGGCCUAUAUGCUACAGAUCUAAACAAUGUUAUACUCUUUAAUCUAAAUGGCACAUCGAGGAGGACGAAAGCUGUCGUCAGUAAGACGAUAGCUUGACCUCGUGACUGUGGCCUGAAGGUGUCAGCGUCACUAACCAGACUUCAGGUGGAAAAAAAAAAUCUCUUUGUGUGAACAAAGCUGAAACUCAGUGAGAGAUUAAAAAAUAAGACAGAUGAUGUUACUAGUGAUUAGUUGCAGAAAUGUGUCACAAAAAUGACACCACCUCGAGCACUUAAAAUAAAGCUCAAAUUGUGUCUGAAUGUGUGAGUGUGUGUGUGUGAGAGAGACAGAGAGAGAGAGAGAGAGAGAAAGUGUGUGAUUGUUGGUUUAAAUGACCAGGUUAAAAACCCAGACAGGGUCUAGAGAAAAGCACAACUCCGACCAACCGAGAUAAAGUACCACAAGUAGCCUGUUGGUUUCUGCUCUGAACUGAAGCUUCUCUCGCUGUAGAUUUUUCCAGACGUUAAAGAAGCUUUGUGCUCGCAAAAAGAAUGGCAAUGUGUAAAACAUAAAUGUUUACAGAUGAAUAUAUCAAAUUGAGAAUGUUGUUCAAACACGAUUUCUUCCACCUAAAACUAUCAAAGUACCAAGUGCAAUAUAUUUUUGUAUUUGUGAUUUUUUUGCACUAGUUUUUCAUAUACUCUGUUGCUGUUUAUUCCAUUUCUGUGCAUUAUAUAUUAUUGUUAUGAUCUUAUUGCUGUCAUGAUCAACUUUUGAUAAAA